This is a messenger RNA of Daktulosphaira vitifoliae (grape phylloxera), 731 nucleotides long. RefSeq lists its product as uncharacterized. The coding region runs from base 116 to 607 and encodes 163 amino acids. The transcript is spliced from 2 exons. NCBI's taxonomy places the organism in Eukaryota, Metazoa, Arthropoda, Insecta, Hemiptera, Phylloxeridae. The record is from RefSeq and is a predicted model, not a curated record.
UACUAAAUUAUUACAUUAGUGAACAAGAUAACUGAAUUCUGAUUUAUAAAAAGUAAGUUUUAUUGAGUAAAAUUUGAUUUUUCAUCUUUAACCUGAAUUUUCAGAUAGUAACAGAAUGAAAUCUAAGAAUUUGACUAUUUUUGUAUUAUUAGCUGUAACUUUCCAAUUCGCUCGUUGUGGUUUGUUGGAUAAACGAAGCAGAUAUAGUGAAUAUUUUGAUAAGUUAAAAGAAUUGAUUGGUCAAAGUGGAAAUUCGAACCCUGAAUCAGGAUCAACACCUCCUGCAUCAACAUACGGUCCAUCGACAUACGGUCCAUCAACCGAACAAUACGUUGCGGCCAGUUCAAAUAAUGUCGAAUCUUCAGUGUCAGCAAAAGACUCUUCAAGUAGCUCUUCUCAAGGAUAUAUUCCAAAUAUUGGUGGUAGUUACAAGCCUCCAACUGAGUUUGCAGGAUAUGAAAUACCGCAAAUACCUUCAGGAUAUAAUCCUCAAAUGCCUAGUGGAAUGCCUCAAAUGCCAACAGGGUAUAAGCCUCCUCAAAUACCAUCAGGGUAUAAGCCUCCUCAAAUUCCCGGUGGAUACAAAAUUCCCGGUAUAUCUAAAUAGUGCAAUUGCAUGAUUACACAAAUCAUUUUAAUUAUUUCUUAUAUUUAUGUUCAUAAUUUGCAAUAAAAUUAUACUGUUUGUUUUAAUUACUUUAAUAAAGUGUAUCUACUUAAUAUUUUAUCAA